UCAUUUCUUCUAUCCCGUCUUCUAUCUAGGUAGCUGUGUACUCUUAACUACCAAUAAGAUUACUAAUAUAUCCUCUGAGGGCCAAUAAGGACAAAGCAAUCUAGUCAGCUGGGUGUGUUGAGUUGGAGUUUACACUUUGGACCCCAGAAGAGCUGAGAGAUACAGAGCAGACUCUUCAGAAACGGAGACCUCGGAGUAAAUUAGAUAUUUUGUUUGAGUUGCAGUUGUUUUGACAGCUUCUUUGGUGUGCCACUCAAGCAGGAAAAUUAUGGAGCAUUACCCGGAUCAGGGUUGUGAUGGCCUUGAGCUGCUUGACUGGCUAUUUGAUCAAAAUAAUGGUAUUCUCCGUCACGAAGAACCAGGACAACACACUUGGCCAAUCCAGGACCCAAAUCAGAUGUUGCAGCCACCCGAACAGCCAAACGAUGAUUUUCUCAAUGCGCUCCUGCGUGGCGGUGAUUCUGUGUCAGCCUCUCCGCUCUGGUCACCAUCUCCCAGUGACAGUGGGAUCAGUGAGGACCCUCCAUCAGACCAGAUGGACAGUCCUCAGCGCCCUGAAAGCCCACCCGGGGAUUCCCAUUUCUUUGGUACAAGACCACUAACCAAGGCGGCCCUGGAAGCCAAUGUCCCCGCUGACUUCAGUGGCUGGAAGCUCGGCUUUCAAAUGGGCAAGACCAGGAUUACACAGCCUUCUGAUGUGCAUACAUCACAGCUUUCCUCUAGCUUCCCCCUAACUGUCAAAGAUCUGCUAUUGUCGGGCACGUCUGAGCCAGUCCCACAGCCGUCCCAAAAGUCCAUUCAAGAGCUGGUUCUCAAUGAAGAUGAGAAGAAGCUUUUAGCAAAGGAGGGAGUCACUCUGCCCACCCAGCUGCCUCUCACAAAGUAUGAAGAAAGGAUUCUGAAGAAAAUACGCAGAAAAAUUCGCAACAAGCAGUCGGCCCAGGAGAGCAGAAAGAAGAAAAAGGAGUACAUCGAUGGGCUGGAAAGCAGGAUGGUUGCCUGCAGUACACACAACCAAGAGCUACAGAGAAAAGUGUCCCAGCUGGAGAAAUGCAACAUGUCACUAAUGGAACAGCUGCGCAGGCUGCAGGCCCUGGUCAUGAAUACAUCGAAUAAGCCAGCCCAGACUGGGACAUGUGUACUGGUGCUCGUGCUGUCCUUCUCCCUAAUACUGUUCCCAAGCCUCAAGCCCUUAUCUGACUCCAAAGUCAGCCAAGGAGACUUCACUCCAGUCAGAAUCCAGUCACGGUCCCUGCAGAACCUUCAGGCUUCCCGCGUGCUCCAUGUCACUGAAUCCCCAUUCUUCACCGAGGAUGAAUCAGAGCCUCUGCACCGGCAUUACCCAGAAGACCCGGGAUUGGAAGAUUUGACCGCACUGAUGGAGAAGAUGGCAGUAGACCAAGAACAAUCCACUUUGGAGUCCGUGUCUCUCAACAGCAGUCAGGAAGACAAAAUCGGUCAUUUCCAUGUAGACCCAAUUACUGGUCACAUCGCUACUGUGACCUUGAAUCCCCAUCGCUCUGCCAGGUUACAACCACACGCUGAUGGUAUGUAAGAAAGAAAGGAAGCAAAAUUUUCAAAUUAUCCUACUCCUAAUGGUAGAGCAGGGGAUUAUCAGGGGCUGUUGUUUACACAAAGGGAAAUUGGGUUUUAAUCAUUCCCAUUUUGUCUUUAAUACUUAUGUAGCCUGUAUGCUUUUUUUCUACUUGUGAUACUGUUUUAUAUCAGUGUUUGGAUUUGAAUCCCUACUGAAAUUUCUUUUUCUGUGUAUGCCUUGCCUUUGAUGAAAUGCCAGUGUAAAUUGCUGUUUGAGAAUGUCAAAAAAUGUGGUGAAUAGAGCCGUGAUUACGUGUAUAGUUUUGAUCAUAAUGAAUGAUUUUUGAAAUGUUAAAGGAUUUUCAAAGCAUGUUUUCUCCGAAGAGUUGAUUGCAGCAGUUUGGAUUUAUUCAUGGAUUAAACAUCCUAAAGGAAAAAUUUUUUUAAAUAACACAACAAAAUCAGUGGUUUGAAUAUACUGUGUACGCAUUUUCUGUAUUUUCAAGCUUUAAUUAUUAAAAAGUGAAAACAUGUGGUACAA
This is a messenger RNA of Oreochromis aureus, 2077 nucleotides long. RefSeq names its product cAMP responsive element binding protein 3-like 3a (gene creb3l3a). The transcript has 10 exons. Gene Ontology annotation, biological process: regulation of transcription by RNA polymerase II. The record is from RefSeq and is a predicted model, not a curated record. Lineage: Eukaryota; Metazoa; Chordata; Actinopteri; Cichliformes; Cichlidae. Gene Ontology annotation, molecular function: DNA-binding transcription factor activity, RNA polymerase II-specific; RNA polymerase II cis-regulatory region sequence-specific DNA binding. Gene Ontology annotation, cellular component: nucleus. Bases 269 to 1555 code for a protein of 428 amino acids.